GCGGGGAGUAUCUAUGUCAUAACCUGGUCGAUUCUCUGAUAAGACUCGAGAGGUGAUGGUAAAGUCAACCUCUUGCAACCAUCGCAUACUACUUUCCAUUUCACCCAAGACAUCAUCAUACACACAAUGGGCCUCGACAAAGAAGCAGAAUUCUUGAACGUGCUUGUGCUAGCAAGCUUGUUCUACAACACCCUCAAGGCUUUCGACAACAUCCACAGUUCGCUGAACGACUUCAAGGAUGAGAAGGUUUACCUGGCUCAGCUCGGCAUCGAGCAGGCAAGACUCCUGAUUUGGGGCGAGCAGAUGGGAAUUUUCUCAUUACCGCCUUCACUCACCUUCCUCGAGACAGAGGAGAACAGAGAGACCAUGACUCCUCGCGACCCUCGUCUCGAUGACGACGAAGUCAGAGUCAACCUCGAGGGCCUGAUGAACAGCAUCAUCCACACUCUCAGCAACCCCAAUGAUAAUGACAGCGACCUCGACACAACCGGCCUGCGACCUCUGCCUCGUGGUGGCGCACAAGCUCUUGAGCAACCCGCAGCAGAUUUGACCCGCAUGAAGAACUUCGAGCAGUCAUAUGCUCACCUUCUCGAUGUCGGCUCCAACAAGGUAUCUGUCAAGAGACCAUCCAAGUUGAGCGCGAUGCAGUGGGUUAUUCACGACACUUUGCGCUUCUCCAACUUCGUCAAGUCCACCAAGCGUCAAGUCGACACUCUGCUGAUGGCUCUCAACAUCAACGACAAGGUUGAAGACAUCUUGCUUGGCGACAUUCGCGACCUGGGCAAGCAUGCCAGCGGUCCCAACAGCAAGCCUUCACCAGCAGCUGUCAAGGACAUGGCCAAGCUGAAGCUUCUUAUCAGAGCCACCAAGGGUAGAUACCCUGCGCUUCUCAAUGAAGCACAGAACACCUUCAACAACCUCCAGAAGGGUGUCAGCCAGGAGCAUGACAUGGCUGCCAAGGUACACAAGCUUCUUGAGCCCGUCCACCCCGACUCAGCUGUUGCAAGCGCAGCAAACAGCGGUACCGCAACACCUGAGAAGAGACCUGGAUUCAUCCGCAGACUCUCCACACAAACAUGGAACAAGCUUCCUGGAAGAAAGACGCCCAGCUCGAGCAGACCUGCCAGUCCUGAGCGCAGAAAGUCGCUUGGACGCAGAACCCCUGGCUCCAGCAAGCCCGUAACACCGGCAGUCAGCAGACCUGCCAGCCCGGUGCUCGAGUAGAGAAGGAAGACAGACAAAGACGAAUUCAACGAACAAAGGACAGGAAGAGAAGGACACGAGUAUCAGAGACGAAAGGGAAUUUGGGAUAGGAUAUUCAUGUUGACGAGACUUACUGGGAUAGAUGGGAUGUAAUUACAAGUA
Aureobasidium pullulans EXF-150 is the source of this 1365-nucleotide messenger RNA. RefSeq lists its product as uncharacterized. Bases 127 to 1224 code for a protein of 365 amino acids. The record is from RefSeq and is a predicted model, not a curated record. The transcript has a single exon. Lineage: Eukaryota; Fungi; Ascomycota; Dothideomycetes; Dothideales; Saccotheciaceae.